This is a messenger RNA of Scomber scombrus (Atlantic mackerel), 2609 nucleotides long. RefSeq names its product interferon regulatory factor 2-binding protein 1-like. Gene Ontology annotation, cellular component: nucleus. The record is from RefSeq and is a predicted model, not a curated record. Gene Ontology annotation, molecular function: transcription corepressor activity. Bases 203 to 1981 code for a protein of 592 amino acids. Lineage: Eukaryota; Metazoa; Chordata; Actinopteri; Scombriformes; Scombridae. The transcript has 2 exons. Gene Ontology annotation, biological process: regulation of transcription by RNA polymerase II.
CGAACAAACCAAGAAAGAAGACGUCGCUAACUUUUAAACGCCGUCAUCAACAGUCGCGUUUCGAGCUUCGUUUUCGUUGAAUUUCCAUCGUAAAAUCCGCGGCAUGUGGUGAGUGGCGUGUGAGAAUAGAAGAAUAGUCGUAAACGUAGACCGUAACGUGUAGGCCUCCCGAAGAAAGUUUGGUCGAGGGCCUGUAAACAACAUGUCCUCCGCCUCGCAGUCUUCCUCCAGACGGCAAUGGUGCUACCUCUGCGAUCUGCCUAAGAUGCCCUGGGCCAUGCUGUGGGAGUUCAGCGAGGCUGUGUGCCGGGGAUGUGUCAACUACGACGGCGCAGACAGAAUAGAGCUCCUCAUUGAAACUGCCAGACAACUGAAGAGCACGCACGGGGUUUUAGACGGUAGGUCCCCUGGUCCACAGCAGAGUAAACCCAGCUCCACCGGGCCCGCAGAGGCAGGGCGGCAGCAUGGAGAGCGUACAGACCGCGGGAGGGGGGAGUAUGGGGUGGCUGCUCGCCUCCCCAAUGGCCUGCACAGAGCUGAAGAUGUUGCCCUGUCAGAGGGCAGCAGACAGAGCCCAAACACUCGUCGGGUAAUGGCUGGGGCAGUUCCCAGCCUUCAUGGGGCCAUAUCCCAUGCUUUGAUAGCUCAGGGGUUGGUAGCGGCCCCUCAUGGGCUUUUAGCUCCAUUAUCAGGCUCCAGAUCUGGGGUCACACCUAUUGCAGUCUCAGCUGGCACCAUAAUGAGUGAUGCAGGUAGAAGACAGGCUGUGUUGGGUGUGGGGGCUAGCACAUCUGCCUUGGUGGGCAUAGAUCCUGUAUUGUGGAGGAACAAUGAAGUGAUGGCCGAACUGAACGAGGUGGCUCGUUGCAAGGUGGAAGGCUGGCCGAACCGUCCCAAAGCAGUCCGGGAUGUGCUGGUGGCUCUCAGCAGCUGCGUCCCCUUUAACGUGCGCUUCAGGAAAGACCAUAAUCUGAUGGGACGCGUUCUGGCCUUUGACGCCAGCACAACUCCCGAGUUUGAGCUCAAGGUGUUUGUGGAGUAUCCCGCCGGCUCUGGAAUGAUCUUCUCAGGAGUCCCAGACCUGGUCAGGCAGAUGUUCCGUGACUCAGCCAAAGACGCUGGCAAAGCAGUGAACUCUGGUCUACGCUAUGUGGAAUAUGAGAAGCGGCAAGGCACGGGAGACUGGCGUGGGUUGUCCGAGCUCUUGAAUGAUGGCGUGCGCAUGUUUAAAGAGCCUCCCAUCCCUGAGGUUCUGCCACAGCCAGAUACAGGGUUGCCCAUGGCAGCAGCCGGGCGCCCCGUGCCGGCCAAGAGCACGACUCGGCGCCGCAAGGCUUCUCCGGGCUCUGAGAAUGGAGAGAGUGACGGAAGGCCCGAUCACCCAUCGAGAGAGCCCUGGCCCCGGGGUGCUUAUCCAGGCAUGGAGCCUCAUUCUGGCAUGGGCACCCCUCAAGAGGGCCCACCCCGUUUACACAGCCAGCCCUCGCCCAUCUCAGCGCUCAUGGGAGUCGCAGACAGCCUGAGCUCCAGCCAGAUGGCCAGAGACAGCCCCAGCAUGUCCACAGCCCACUCCUCCACAGCCGGGCGUCCCACCAGCAGCAGCCCCUCCACUGCCUCCACCUCAGUCUCCCAGGCGUCCAUGGGGCCAGGCCUCAGCGCGGGGGGGCCCAGCAGCAACACUAGCGCCGGGGAGUCGACGAGCAGCGGCCAGGGCACCCUGCUCUGCUGCACCCUGUGCCGAGAGCGCCUGGAGGACACGCAUUUUGUCCAGUGUCCCUCCGUCCCUCACCACAAGUUCUGCUUCCCCUGCACCCGAGGGUUCAUCCGCAGCCAAGGUCAAGGAGGGGAGGUGUACUGCCCCAGUGGAGAGCGCUGUCCCCUGGCUGGAUCCACCGUGCCUUGGGCCUUCAUGCAGGGGGAGAUCUCCACCAUCCUGGCCGGAGACGGAGACGUGACAGUAAAGAAGGAGAACGACCCUUGACGUCUCCAUCCUGUGGUGAAUGGUAAGACGUGGAUCAAACACUUUUGAAAGCACUUCCCUAUUAUCUCAAGCAGAGGUCCACUUAGGCUGCAGUUCAUCAUGUGUGCCUCUGAGAGCAGAAUAACUCUGAACCCCCCCCCCCCGGAUGAACGGCGACACAAACAGUUACCUAAAGACACAACAACCCAGACUCACUUUUAUAGAGGAGGGUGGGGGGCAAAUGUCCGUUUGUCAGGGCUCAGCUCACCUGUGAAGAGGCGGGCCGCGCCGCAUCACGAGUGAAUGUCGAGUCCCCGACCAAAUCUCUCUCUCCCUCUCUUUUUCUGUCUCUCUCUCUCCCCCUCCUCUCUUUGUCCAGCGCAGCAGAGGCCUAUCACCAGGCCUCGUUUUUUUUUUUUUUUUUUAAAGCCCAGGAUUUGAAAGCACACGUUUGUUUUAAAAAGAACGACAAUCUAUUUUGUCUUUCAUUUGUCUUUUUUUUGUUUUGUUUGUUAUAUAUGUCGGAUACUGGCUUCUACAGAUGGAUCACACUGAUAUUGGGCAGAUGGUUUGACAGAAUCAUGCAAUUUCUUUCAAGGAACAAAUGAAUGUUCAAAAAAAUGUGGCAAAACCAUUGGGUCUUUUUUUU